AUGGCAGCACCUGGCGGAGCCAGCGAAACUCUGAUGCAGCAAAUUGUCCGGCAGAACCAGCAGAUGGCAGAGCAAAACGCGCGGUUGGUGGUUUUGCUGGAGCGAUUCGGCUUUCAAGAAGGCUCCGGAUCCGGCCGAUCUUCAAGCAACCCGGAAUCCAUCAUCGAAUCUCUGGCAUCAAACAUCCACGAGUUCUCCUACGACCCGGACAAUGGCCAAGUUUACUACCGGUGGUAUCGCAAGUACGAGGAUCUCUUCCUAAAGGACGGUGCGAAAUUGAACGAUGCAGCGAAGGUAUGUUUGCUCCUGAGAAGCUUCAGUGUCAACGUUUUCGACCGUCACGUCAAUUUCGUGCUUCCGAAACAUCCCCGUGAGUUUACCUUCGAGGAAACUGUCAAGAAACUCAAGGAAUUGUUCAGCGUCCAGAUUUUGCUCUUCAGCAAACGGUGCCAAUGCUUCCAGCUGGCGAAGAACGAUGCGGACGAUUAUGUGACUUACGCGGGAAAAGUCAACAAGACCUGUGAAGAUUUUGAACUGAACAAGAUAACUUCAGAUCAGUUCAAGAGCUUGGUUUUCAUUUGCGGACUUCACUCAACGAAGGACGCGGACAUCCGGACGCGGCUACUCUCGAAGCUUGAAACGAACGUCGACGAAGAUUGCAAACUCGAAUCGCUCAUCACGGAAUGUCAACGUCUUCAAAAUCUCAAGCAUGAUACCGCUAUGGUGGAACAUACUUCGAUCAGCUCCGUCUGCGCAGUCAAACAGAAGAAGACUCAAUCGAACCCAUCUGGACCGAAAACCAAACCUAGUAGUGGCAAAUCAAGCACCGCGAAGACACCCUGUUGGCAGUGUGGUGGCAUGCACUUCGUUCGCGAUUGUUCGUUCUCCAACCACGUUUGUAAGGACUGCAAGCAAACCAAACAUAUGUUAGUAGUGAGUCCCGGCGGUCGGCGGAAGUUCCUAACCGUGAAGAUCGAUGGAUCAGAAGUGACGCUGCAGUUUGACAUGGCUUGGGACAUCACCAUCAUCUCUCAGAAAAUCUGUAACAAAUGUCUUGGAUCCCCUCAACUACUUUCCACAUCAAGAGCAGCAACAACAGCGUCUGGCAAGCCUCUUCAGCUUCUUGGUGAACUUCAUAGCGCAAUCACACUAGGAGGUGUCACCAAACCAGGAAAACUUUACGUGGCCAGCAACAAUCUUAACCUGUUUGGCCUGGAAUGGAUCGAUUUGUUUAGACUGUGGGACAAGCCAUUGUCGGCGAUCUGCAAUCAAGUUCACGCCGAUCAACCCAACCAAGGUUUAGGACACUGCACAAAAACCAAGGUACGCCUGUUCCUGAAACCCGAAGCUAUGCCAGUCUACAAACCGAAACGGCCUGUACCAUUCACAUCCGUGGAGAAAGUCGAUGCAGAACUGGACCGUCAACAACUGGGUAUCAUCAUUCCGGUUGAAAUUUCCAGUCUACGAUCAUUCUUUGGUGCGGUGAAUUUCUAA
Aedes albopictus (Asian tiger mosquito) is the source of this 1494-nucleotide messenger RNA. RefSeq lists its product as uncharacterized. The record is from RefSeq and is a predicted model, not a curated record. Lineage: Eukaryota; Metazoa; Arthropoda; Insecta; Diptera; Culicidae. The transcript has 3 exons. The coding region runs from base 1 to 1494 and encodes 497 amino acids.